Neogale vison (American mink) is the source of this 423-nucleotide messenger RNA. It is a transcript of the gene SMIM23, whose product is annotated as small integral membrane protein 23. The transcript is spliced from 4 exons. Lineage: Eukaryota; Metazoa; Chordata; Mammalia; Carnivora; Mustelidae. Bases 1 to 423 code for a protein of 140 amino acids. The record is from RefSeq and is a predicted model, not a curated record.
AUGGUGAUCCAACAGGUGGGCAGCAGGAGGCAAGUGGCAGCUGAGCUGUUUGAAAGGAGAAGGGGUAGUCGCUGUGAGGACAAGAAACAGACACUGUUGGCGUUGCUGAUCUUGGUGCUGUACAUGGGCACAGGAAUAUCAGGAAGAAGUUGGGAGAUAUCAGAAAGGAUCAGAGAAUGUAACUAUCCCCAGAAUCCUGUGGCUUCCCAGGGACUUGAAUACCAGACCAAUGAAUCCACAGAAGAGCCAAUAAAGGUCAUCAGGACCUGGCUGAAGGAAAAUUUGCACGUUUUCUUGGAGAAGCUAGAGAAAGAGGUGCGAGAGCUGGAGCAGCUGGUCCGGGACCUGGAGGAGUGGUUAGAUGCUCUUCUGGGAGAAGGGCACCUGGAGGAUCCCUGCACCAACUUCAAAAAUCACCUGUGA